This is a messenger RNA of Saccharomyces paradoxus, 1053 nucleotides long. RefSeq names its product 5'-(N(7)-methyl 5'-triphosphoguanosine)-(mRNA) diphosphatase (gene DCS1). The transcript has a single exon. The record is from RefSeq and is a predicted model, not a curated record. Gene Ontology annotation, cellular component: nucleus; P-body. Gene Ontology annotation, biological process: deadenylation-dependent decapping of nuclear-transcribed mRNA. NCBI's taxonomy places the organism in Eukaryota, Fungi, Ascomycota, Saccharomycetes, Saccharomycetales, Saccharomycetaceae. Bases 1 to 1053 code for a protein of 350 amino acids. Gene Ontology annotation, molecular function: RNA 7-methylguanosine cap binding; hydrolase activity.
AUGUCUCAACUACCAACUGAUUUUGCUUCAUUGAUCAAGAGAUUCCAAUUCGUUAGUGUCUUGGAUUCUAAUCCUCAAACGAAAGUCAUGUCCUUGUUGGGAACCAUUGACAACAAGGACGCUAUUAUCACGGCUGAAAAGACGCACUUCUUGUUUGACGAAACCGUGAGAAGACCUUCUCAAGACGGCCGCUCCACUCCUGUUUUAUAUAACUGUGAAAACGAGUAUUCUUGUAUCAGCGGGAUUCAGGAGUUAAAGGAAAUUACUUCCAAUGAUAUUUACUACUGGGGGUUGUCAGUGAUAAAGCAGGAUAUGCAGUCCAAUCCUACAGCCAAGUUGAAUUUAAUUUGGCCCGCCACUCCAAUUCAUAUCAAAAAGUAUGAACAACAAAACUUUCAUUUAGUCAGAGAGACCCCUGAGAUGUACAAGAGAAUUGUCCAACCUUACAUCGAAGAAAUGUGUAAUAACGGUAGACUCAAAUGGGUAAACAAUAUUCUUUAUGAAGGCGCCGAGUCUGAAAGGGUCGUCUAUAAAGAUUUUUCUGAGGAGAAUAAGGACGACGGAUUCCUAAUCUUACCUGAUAUGAAAUGGGAUGGUAUGAACUUGGACUCUUUGUACCUAGUUGCCAUCGUUUACAGAACCGAUAUUAAGACGAUAAGAGAUUUGAGAUAUUCUGACAAACAAUGGUUAAUCAACUUAAACAACAAGAUUAGGUCCAUUGUUCCUGGUUGUUACAACUAUGCUGUUCAUCCGGAUGAGUUGAGAAUUCUGGUUCACUACCAACCUUCUUAUUAUCACUUCCACAUUCACAUCGUUAACAUAAAGCACCCUGGUUUAGGCAAUAGUAUUGCCGCUGGCAAGGCUAUCUUGUUGGAAGACAUCAUUGAAAUGUUAAAUUAUCUAGGACCAGAAGGUUACAUGAACAAGACAAUCACCUAUGCUAUUGGUGAAAAUCAUGAUUUGUGGAAAAGAGGUUUGGAAGAAGAACUAACCAAACAAUUGGAAAGAGACGGUAUCCCGAAAAUACCUAAGAUUGUGAACGGCUUCAAAUGA